GUUCAACGAAUCGGCGGCGGUUUUUAAUUAGCGGUGACGUGGCGCGCAUUGAUUUGACAGGUGUUUCAAGACAAUAAUCACACGAAAACAUUUGCCACAGAAUCGCUGCCGCUUUGAGGAGGUGGAUCUUCAUUACCAUCUGUGUUUCUCUCGCGGGAAAAGAGCUUGCAGGAUGAACAGCAGUGGGCCAGUGUAUCCUUUGGCCUCGCUCUAUGUGGGUGACCUGCACCCUGAUGUCACAGAGGCCAUGCUAUAUCAAAAGUUCUCCCCUGCGGGACCCAUCAUGUCUAUCCGUGUCUGCCGGGACAUCAUCACACGCAGGUCCCUCGGCUACGCCUACAUCAAUUUCCAGCAGCCUGCUGAUGCGGAAUGUGCACUAGACACGAUGAACUAUGAAGUGAUAAAGGGUCGACCAAUCAGGAUCAUGUGGUCGCAGCGAGACCCUUGUCUGAGGAAGUCUGGAGUAGGGAACAUCUUCAUCAAGAACAUGGAUGAGUCAAUCGACAACAAGGCUCUUUACGACACCUUCUCUGCCUUUGGAAACAUUUUGUCAUGUAAGGUGGUGUGUGAUGAAAAUGGCUCAAAAGGUUAUGGAUUUGUGCACUUUGAGACACAGGAGGCAGCGAAGCGAGCAAUUGAAACAAUGAAUGGCAUGCUCCUGAACGAUCGCAAAGUUUUUGUUGGACAUUUUAAAUCUCGCAAAGAGCGGGAGGCCGAGUUUGGUGCAAAAGCCAUGGAGUUUACCAAUGUUUACAUCAAGAACUUUGGGGACGAUUUUGACAAUGAGAAACUGCGCAAUAUCUUCUCUGAAUUUGGUAAAACCCUGAGUGUUCGAGUGAUGACUGAUGAAAAGGGGCGUUCACGUGGCUUUGGCUUUGUGAAUUAUGAAAACCAUGAAGAUGCACAGAAAGCAGUAGCCGAGAUGAAUGGAAAGGAGCUGAACGGACGUGUUCUCUACGUGGGCCGAGCUCAGAAGAGACUGGAGAGACAGUCCGAACUCAAACGCAAGUUCGAGCAAAUCAAGCAAGAACGCUUGAACCGAUACCAGGGGGUGAAUCUGUAUGUAAAGAAUUUGGAUGAUGGCAUUGACGAUGACAAACUGAGAAAAGAGUUUGCCCCCUAUGGCAUGAUCACCAGUGCUAAGGUGAUGACAGAGGGAGGACACAGUAAGGGCUUUGGCUUUGUCUGCUUCUCCUCUCCUGAGGAGGCCACUAAAGCUGUGACUGAGAUGAACGGCCGGAUCGUCAGCACUAAGCCUCUGUAUGUGGCCCUGGCACAAAGGAAAGAGGAGCGCAAGGCCAUACUCACAAACCAGUACAUGCAGAGACUGGCCAGCGUGAGAGCCAUUCCCGGCCCUGCCAUGCCUGCUUACCAGCAGAGUUCUGGCUACUACAUGCCUUCCAUACCUCAGCCUCAGGGGCGUGCCUUCUACAACGCUGUACCAAAUCUACGACCAGCACCACGCUUUACUGGACAAGCCCCAAGACCACAGGUUCCUUACUCAGCUCAGUCACUGAGGCCAGUGGUACCACGCAGGACCUCCACUCCCAUCAGCACCAUGCGCCAGGCUUCCACCCAGGCUCCAGCUCACAUCGGGACUCAGACAGCAGGUGGGCGAACUGUGGGAGGGCCAAUGAUGAGAGGCGUAAGUCAUUACAAAUACUCCAGCGGUGUUCGAAAUGUUCAGCAUGUCAUCACUGUACCGGCUCCUGUUCCCCAACAGAUGGUGCCUUCUCCAGUUAUUGAGCCUGCAGUUCACAUAAAAGGUCAAGAGCCCCUUACUCCAUCAAUGUUGGCAGCUGCACCCCUCUUGGAGCAGAAGCAACUACUGGGUGAACGACUGUAUCCUCUGAUCCACUCCCUUCAUCCUAACCUUGCUGGUAAGAUCACUGGCAUGUUGCUCGAAAUAGACAACUCUGAACUUCUGCACAUGCUCGAGUCUCCAGAGUCCCUACAUGCCAAGGUUGAGGAGGCAGUGGCUGUUCUUCAAGCUCAUCAAGCAAAGGAAGCCUCCCCUAAGAAAUAGUGGAAGUCUAUGCAGGCAUGAACUUUGAAGGUCCGUGGGCUUUGCAGAAGGAGGGGGAAAAAAGGGGUGUAAUAAGAAUAAAAAUGAUUAAUGGUGGGGGGAAAAAAUGAUAAGCACUUAGGCACAAAAGGCAAUGGCACUUUUGUGAGUAGUUUUUCCUCACUUCAGUACUGCUCAGUACUAUGUUAUGUUAUUUCUGAGUUUUGUUAUUAUUAAAAAAAGUGAAUUAAAAAGGAAUUAGGAAAAAUGCAAAAAAAAAUUGAAAAGGGAAAAAAAAACUGUUGUGCAUUAAAAUAUUUUGGCCUAUCGGCAAACAUUUGUCAUCUUGUCUAUUAUCUAGAUGUUUUCACUGGGUUAAGUGUGGAAGGGUUUUGAGUGUUACUGGCUCCCAUAACUGCAUGAUACCAUAUUCACAAGUUUAUACUAGGAAGAGUAAGUCA
This is a messenger RNA of Tachysurus vachellii, 2466 nucleotides long. It is a transcript of the gene pabpc1l, whose product is annotated as poly(A) binding protein, cytoplasmic 1-like. Bases 173 to 2026 code for a protein of 617 amino acids. Gene Ontology annotation, cellular component: ribonucleoprotein complex. The record is from RefSeq and is a predicted model, not a curated record. The transcript has 16 exons. Lineage: Eukaryota; Metazoa; Chordata; Actinopteri; Siluriformes; Bagridae. Gene Ontology annotation, molecular function: RNA binding.